AUGUCUAAAGAAAACAAUGGCAAUGGCAAUUUGCACAUUGCAAUGUGCCCAUGGUUUGCUUUUGGUCACAUUACCUCAUUUCUUCAUUUAGCAAACAAACUAGCUGAGAAGGGUAACAAAAUCUCUUUUUUCCUUCCUACCAAAACCAAACUCAAAUUUGUCUCCCACAACCACCACCCACACCUUAUUGAUUUGAUUCCCAUCACAGUCCCAGCUGUUGAUGGGCUUCCCAUUGGAGCUGAAACAACUGCAGAUGUGUCUGACUCUAACCGGCACCUUAUAAUGUCUGCCGUAGAGCGAAUCCCAGAAACAAUUGAUACCCAUCUCUCAAAUCUUAAACCUGAUUUCGUGUUUUUUGACUUUGCUGAAUGGGUACCAAAAAUAGCCCGUAAACACCAGACUAAGUCUGUAUUUUAUUCCACAGUCUACUUGUCGACGGUUGCUUACUUGCUCCCUCAACCAAGGAAUCUUCCUAUCAACUGCUUCACAGAGGAAGAAUUAAAGCAGCCACCACCAGGAUAUCCAAUGCCAUCCAUCAGGCUGCAAGCCCAUGAGGCUCGUAGUCUAGCAAACUCAUCUAAAACGGUAUUCGGAGGUGAAGAGAAAUCACUAACACUAUUGGAAAGAGUGGAAGUAGCUUUCAAAGAAUGUGAUGCUAUUGGCGUCAAGACUUGUAGAGAGAUGGAAGGGACUUAUUGUGAUUAUGUCGAAAAGCAUUUAAAAAAACUAGUGCUGCUAGCUGGACCAGUGGUGCCUCAACUGCCUGAUGAUCAACUUGAUGAGUAUUUCAAGACUUGGUUACAGGGUUUUGGUAAAGACACUGUGCUGUAUUGUGCACUUGGGAGCGAAUCUUCACUUGCAAUUCAUCAGUUUCAAGAGCUUGUUUUGGGACUCGAGCUCAAAGAUAUGCCCUUCUUGGCCGCUCUGAAGCUUCCUGAUGAUUAUCCCACACUUGAGUCAGCCUUGCCUGACGGGAUAGACGAAAAUAAAAGAAAAUGA
This is a messenger RNA of Amaranthus tricolor (Joseph's coat), 999 nucleotides long. Its product is annotated as cyanidin 3-O-galactoside 2''-O-xylosyltransferase FGGT1-like. The record is from RefSeq and is a predicted model, not a curated record. Bases 1 to 999 code for a protein of 332 amino acids. The transcript has 3 exons. Lineage: Eukaryota; Viridiplantae; Streptophyta; Magnoliopsida; Caryophyllales; Amaranthaceae.